GUCUCCGACAGGACCCGGCGUGGUGGUGAUGCAGCUCAACGUGCCCAACGGCCCCCAGCCCCCUCAGAACCCUUCUAUGGUGCAAUGGAACCACUGCAAGUACUACAGCUUGGACCAGCGAGGGCAGAAGCCUGGCGACAUCUACAACCCAGACACCAGCGCUCAGGCCAGCAGCACACAGCUGAACAGCCCCCUCACCUCCCCCACCCAGUCCCCAACUCCGUCACCUGUCACCAGCCUCAACAGUGUCUGCACGGGUCUUAGCCCUCUCCCAGUGCUCACGCAGUUCCCCAGGCCCGUGGGCCCGGCACAAGGUGAUGGGCGCUAUUCUUUGCUGGGCCAGCCGCUGCAGUACAAUCUCUCCAUCUGCCCCCCACCUCUGCUGCACAACCAGUCUAGCUAUACGGCACACCAGGUGAGAGUAGGCACAGGGGCACGUGGACAGUGGGGCGUGAGUGUCCCUGUGACCCAAAGCCAGAGUAGGGCUGCAGGAGUAUGGCAGGGUCUCAAAGUGCCUUCUGGCCAAUGUAUAAGUUUGGACAUGUGUUUUUGCUGCUACAGGAUAAUAAUGUUUAUUUUAUCAACAAAAGAUUACAGGAAAAGGGAAGAAAGUUAACAGUAAUAACUGUAAGAAUAAUAAUCAAAAGAUAAGAGGGGGAAAAGGACGAAUGGGAAGAAAGACAAAGAGAAAGGAGAGGCUGUUUCCAAGAGCACAACGGCUCACUCACACUGCUGAUUCUGAAUUUCCUCAGAACUAACGAGCCUAAAAUCCAGACCCUUCCAGUCCCCUG
Messenger RNA from Sphaerodactylus townsendi, 791 nucleotides. Its product is annotated as R3H domain-containing protein 2-like. The coding region runs from base 29 to 616 and encodes 195 amino acids. The record is from RefSeq and is a predicted model, not a curated record. The transcript is spliced from 3 exons. NCBI's taxonomy places the organism in Eukaryota, Metazoa, Chordata, Lepidosauria, Squamata, Sphaerodactylidae.